AGUUGCCCGAACAAGUUUCGUUUCUGCUUAAAGUCGUGUUUGCAUUGUGACGGGAAGCGUUUGCCAGUAGCUCAGCUGGCGUUGUCGCCAACAAACUAGUUUAUAACAUUUGACUACGUGGAUCGGUACUUUCAUGAGUUUACUUAUCAAAGUACAUUUGACUAUUUGAAGUGCAUAUAGUUCAGGCAAUUUACAAAUAUUUUCGUGGAUAAUCGCAACGCUAAUCUAUCCCAGUACACCUGUGAUUAUGCACAAAAAGCAAAGCUUCAUAAGCAAUACGAACUUGGCCCAAAAAGAUACUACCGAUCAAAGUCACAAAAUGCAGUUUAUCACGCGACGGUUGGUUAUGAAUCUUAACAAAACCGCUUUGCAGUCAUCUUUGAAGACAUCGCUACCCGGCGCUGCAGCUGCAGCGCAAAAGCUUAAUGCCGAUAGCCGUUUUUAUUCCAUAUCUGAAGGUCCACAAAAGCAAAAUCUUCUACGUUAUCCAGCAUUUCCACUAAAAGAAACUUUGGAAAAGUUUUUAAAAACCAUUGAACCGUUGGUCAGUGGAUGUGACUUGGUUGAAACUAAACAAGCCAUCAAAAAGUUCGAAGCAGGUGAGGGUGCAGAAUUACAAAAACUCUUAGAAAAGGCGGCGAAAUGCGAAGCAAAUUGGUUGGCUAAACGCUGGUUGCGCACGGCUUAUCUGCAAUACCGCGCACCCGUUACCGUGUUUGUUAGCCCAGGCAUGACAUUUCCACCUCAACGCUUCGAUAAUGACGAUGCCUAUUUAGAUUAUGCCGCCAAAGUGGUAUACUCUCUGGCGCGCUAUAAACAAAUUAUCGAUGCUGGUGAAAUCCCCAUCGUGAAAAUGGGUCAGUAUGAGCUGGAUAACUCGCAAUUUAGCAAAGUGUAUGGCACAUGUCGCAUACCAAAGCAAGGCGAAGAUGCUUUAGAGUACAAUCCGAAGUCACUGCAUGUUGUAGUGCUGUACAAAAAUCAUUUUUACAAAUUACAAAUCUACAAUAAUAACGGUGUGGCAUUGCAUCCGGAUAUAUUGGUUAACCAAUUUAAAAAGAUAAUGAAAACAGAAACUAAGAAGGGUGUCGAAUUUGGCAUAUUAACAACCGAUACGCGUGACAAUUGGGCGCACGCUUACGAAGAGCUGCUGAAUAUCGAUGGUAAUAAAGAGCUUGUGAAAACUAUACAAAGUGCCUUGUUUACAGUAUCUUUGGAUGAGUGCUUCGAUGUUAAAGAUGAUCAGUUUUUCAAUCAGCUUAGUGGCCAACUAAUUCAUGGCGGUGGAGCGCAUUUAAAUAGUGCCAAUCGUUGGAUGGACAAAACAAUUCAAUUGAUUCUAAAUCGUAAUGGAAUGAGUGGUUUUUGCUAUGAACACUCUCCGGCUGAGGGACAACCAAUUGCCAACAUCACCGACUAUGUGUCCAAAAAUUUAUACAACGAUAAACACUAUGAACAGAGCGCCCGCGAUAACUAUCCUUGCGCCGCAAAGCUUCAAUUAAAAACCAACAAUACUCUAAAUCGUUACAUUGAAAAAUCUAAGAAGAAUCUAAAUGCGUUGGCCGAAAAUUUGCACGUAAAUGUUUUGCAUUUCCAGGACUAUGGCAAAGGUUUUUUAAAGAAGCAGAAACUUAGUCCGGACAGCUAUAUACAAAUGGCACUACAAUACGCCUACUACAAAUUGCACAAAGCGCCAGCCGCUCAGUAUGAGUCCGCUCAUUUGCGUAUUUAUAUAAACGGACGAACGGAAACCAUACGCUCGUGUUCCAAUGAAUCGAUCGCUUUCGCCAAGGCAAUGUUGGACGAUAACGUAGAUCCGCCGAAACGUGUCGAAUUACUGCGUAAGGCCAUCGACAGUCAUCGAGCUUACACGACAAUGGCACUGCAAGGCAAAGGUGUUGAUCGCCAUUUGUUGGGCCUAAAAGUCAUGGCUGUUGAGAAUAAAAAACCAAUACCGGCAUUCUUUAACUCGCCUGGCUAUUUGAAAAGCUUAAUCUUCCGUGUGUCCACAUCGCAAGUGGCCACACCUAAUCUAGGAUUCAUGGUGUAUGGUCCAGCUGUGGACGAUGGUUAUGCAUGUUGUUAUAACCCGCGCGAAAAUGAUAUGAUUUUAGCAUGCACCUGCUGGCGAAAUAAUGACACCACGGAUGUAGAUAAGUUUGCGUGUACAUUGAGCGAAUCAUUGCUUGAAAUGCAAACACUUUUGAGUAGCGCUGGACAAAAACCAGCCGCCAAAUUGUAAACUAUAAAGACACAAAAUCCUAAUUAAAAGAUUUGUAAAAUUCUAAGUUAUUUUGUUAUACAAAAUUUAAGUGCCUUCAAAUUUUUGUACACAUAUUUUUUUUUUUAUUUUAACAGAAUUACAGGUAAUAAAAAUUGAUUGUGCAAACACAA
Molecule: messenger RNA, 2394 nt
Organism: Anastrepha obliqua
Lineage: Eukaryota; Metazoa; Arthropoda; Insecta; Diptera; Tephritidae
Gene: CRAT
Product: carnitine O-acetyltransferase
Exons: 7
Coding region: 248-2242 (664 amino acids)
Biological process (GO): carnitine metabolic process, CoA-linked
Cellular component (GO): peroxisome
Molecular function (GO): carnitine O-acetyltransferase activity
Source: RefSeq, a predicted model, not a curated record